CAGCUCCCACCGCCCCUCAUUGGGCCAAGAAGGACGCGGCCGCACUCCAUCCACGUCGUCAGCUAUCCCGCCGGCUACGUGCCACGAGAGCUUCGCGCCAGAACCAGAACCUCGCCUGGCUCUUCCAGGACCCGUAUCAGCAGCAAUAGCGGCAGUCCCGCCCCAGGAACUCCGCGGUCCUCGUCGAGAUUCUCGGCCUUGGCCCACCCCAGCCGGCCGCCCGAGUUGCCUGUACGCCUGGCAUUGACACGAUUGUUCCAGUCGCUGGCAAGCAACUCUUUAUCUUCUGUCGACAUCCCGGAGCACAACGCAUUCCCCGUUGGUGUCCAGACUCUCCCGACGACCGAGUAUAUUCGCCCCGAGUCCAGAUCCUCUCGCCAUAGCAGCCGCGCAGAUCACUCUCGCAGCCACCACUCACACCACUCUCGCGAGCCAACUUCAUCGUCGUCCCGCAGGAAUCCCAGAGGCGUGGUGCCCAUGAGCACCUAUCAGUUGGGCCAUCACAACAGCUUCUCCUCCAUCCGCAGCUCAAAAUCAAGCAUCAACGCCAUCGUUACUGAAGUCACAAAGCCCGUCGCCACGGGCAGCGGAGUUGCUUGCUCCAUCCUCCUCGCCGAGCCCAACCUAUUUCUCUCGGGCUUCGACCACAAUGGCCAUGAGCGCCGGGAAUCCCGCGCCGGCACCGCUCUCCUCAGAGGCCGCAUGCAGCUCACCAUUAGCAAAAACGUCAAGAUCAAGGCCGUCCAGCUGAAGCUGGUUGGUCGCGCGCGCACAGAAUGGCCCGAGGGAAUUCCACCAUUAAAACAAGACUUGUACGAGGAAGAAAGCCUACGGACGCAAGUCCUUACCUUUUUCAAUGCCCUAAACGACGGAUGGGAGACCGAGUAUGGCAACCAGUGCACUUACAAGCUCAAGGGUGGCUCUGCAAACUCGAGCAGCACUGGCUUGAACAGCUCGCCCAGCAUCUCUCCAUCUGCGUCAAUGCGAAACAACUUGACUGCCAAGGAACUGAAGCGUCUCUCUCUUCAAAAUGUCCAGUCCCGGAGUUUUGGAAAGGGCGACAGCGGAGUCGUCACUCCCACUCAGGCCAAGGGAUUCAAGGUCUUCUACCCUGGCGUCUACGACUAUUCUUUUGAGCUUCCCAUCGACCACCACCAGCUCGAGACGACCAAGCUGCAGUAUGCCUCGGUCAAGUGGGAGCUCCACGCCACCGUUGAUCGUGCCGGUGCUUUCAAGCCCAACCUCCACGGUGUCAAAGAAGUCCCAAUCAUCCGGUUACCGGAUCAGAUGUCGCUGGAAAUGUCCGAGCCCAUUUCUAUCAGCCGUCAAUGGGAGGACCAGCUCCACUACGACAUCAUGGUCUCCGGAAAGAGCUUCCCCAUUGGAGCCAAGAUCCCCAUCGCCUUUAAGCUCACGCCUUUGGCCAAGGUCCAAGUCCACAAGCUCAAGGUUUACAUCACCGAGUCUGUCGAGUACUGGACCAGCGAUAAGCGCGUGACGAGGAAAGACCCGGGCCGAAAGAUUCUGCUUCUUGAGAAGACGGCAGGAAAAGAGCUCGACCCCUCUUGGGCCGACUCCGAAGUCAUCACUGUUCGCGGUGGCGAACUCAAUGAAGAGCAGCGCCGAGUCGCUCGGGAUACCGCCUCAAGAAGACGAGCUCACGAUGCUGCCAGGAGGCAUCAAGCCCCAGAGCCACUGCCUGCGCCUGUGGAUAACCUCCUCGGCGACUUGGAUCUGGGCCUUGAGAACAUGUGGGGUUCCACUGAGAUUGAGGCGAGCGUGCAGAUUCCCACGUGUGAGAUGAUGGCCAAGAACAAGGCUCUUCGACUACAUCCUGACUGCAGCUGGAAGAAUGUUAAUGUCUUCCACUGGAUCAAGGUCGUUAUGCGAAUUAGCCGCCUAGAUGCCGAAGAUCCUUCAGGAACUAAGCGUCGUCAUUUUGAAAUCAGCAUCGACUCUCCUCUCACCAUCCUCAACUGCCGGGCCACCAAGGCCAACACGUAUCUGCCCGCCUAUUCUGGCGAGAUGAACCGACCCUCUCCCUAUCAAUCAGCUUGCGGCUGCCCCGACUCGGCGACAAUUGCCAUGGAAACAUCCCCGAGCUCUUCGACAGGAACUCUUCCGGAACCCGAGAGACUGGCAGACAGCAUGCCCGCUCCGCCUCAAGCCGUCCACUUACAAUCAGGGGCUCCGGCCGCCACGGGUCGACAAAGCCCAGCAGCUUGGUCAUCAGCUGAGAGACCCGGCCGGCCUAUCCAUUUGCUACGAGCACCCAGCUUCAAUCCACCCGCCUUUGAAGACGAUACCGCACCGCCUCCUGCAAGCACCGUCGUCUAUGACCAUGCCGAUAUCCCUCAGAUCAUGACACCGCCUCCUCAGUACGACGCCAUUGUCGGCACACCCAGUACCGUUGAUGGUCUCGCCGAUUACUUUACUCGACUAGCUGAGUAUGGCCUUGACGAUCAUGAGGGUUCAGGAUCGGAUGGUGAUGAGUCGCCUCCUAGAAUCCUAGACCGAAGCGGCCGUGUCAACGUGGCUCACCCACGAACUCCUGGUGGCAGAAGGAUGCCUAGUCGAAGCAUGGAAAUCCAGCGGCCACCUAUGGACCUGAACAUUAGUGCCUUGCUCCAGCGAUCUACCUAUGUUCGAGAUGAGGUCCAGUCACAGGCGCAAGCGCAACAAGUAUAAUUUUUUUUUAAAGAUUUUAAUUCGAUUUAUUUACAUAUUCUAUCAUUUCCAGCCACCCUCAAACGGCAGAGCAUAUUAUCAGUUUCUCAACGCGUUUGGGUACUUAUCAUAGAUGGGGGCCAUGGUAUUCGAGAGAACAAUCUCUCUUAUUCACUCAUAUUUUGACAAAAAAAUAUUAUGAAAGAUGUUUACCCGCAUCUCAACAAGAGGGGUUUUUAUGGCGACGGAUGAAGGCGUUUUGUAUAUGGAUAGGAUGAAAACAAAAACGAGGACCAUGUCUACGAGAUGAAAUGAUGGGAAAUGAUAUUAUUAUAUACAUACUUGACAGACAUACCCUGGGCUUGGAUAGUUUUUGACUAUGGGGUUUUUUGGAGAGUGGAUUUUGUUUAUGGGAUUAUUUUUAGAUGAUACUUAUUAGCUUUUAGUGUGUUUUUAGUAAUGAUGCGUGAUUGAGCGCUUUAUCUUGUCUA
Trichoderma atroviride IMI 206040 is the source of this 3158-nucleotide messenger RNA. Lineage: Eukaryota; Fungi; Ascomycota; Sordariomycetes; Hypocreales; Hypocreaceae. The record is from RefSeq and is a predicted model, not a curated record.